Messenger RNA from Aegilops tauschii subsp. strangulata, 492 nucleotides. RefSeq lists its product as uncharacterized. The record is from RefSeq and is a predicted model, not a curated record. NCBI's taxonomy places the organism in Eukaryota, Viridiplantae, Streptophyta, Magnoliopsida, Poales, Poaceae. Gene Ontology annotation, molecular function: enzyme inhibitor activity.
AUGACCACGGCUCCUCUCCAAGCUCUCUCCUCUGCCCUCGUCCUCUUGCUCCUCGCGCAGCACGCGCGCACGGCGAGGGCGAGCGCGCUAGAGGACACGUGCAGGCUCGUCGGCACCGGCGGGACGCAGGACUACGACUUCUGCGUGAAGACGCUGGGGGCGGACCCGGCGAGCGCGACGGCCGACGAGCUCGGCCUGGCCGUCAUCGCGUUGAGGAUGGCCAGGGCGACCGCCAAGGCCACCGGCGACCGCAUCGCCACGCUGCGGGCCGCCGAGACGUCGCCCCGGCGGCGGCUGGCCCUGGACGAGUGCGCCAAGGAUUACACCUGGACCGUGCGCCGGCUGGGGCGCGCCGCCAAGGACUUUGCCACGGGCGGGGACGAGGACAGGCUGACGGAGUCGGAGGCGACCACCUUGCUGGGGACGUUCGUGACACGCCGGCGCGCUGCGACAAGGCGUUCGUCCUCUAGGCCGGCGAGAGGUCGCCGCUGA